Neurospora hispaniola is the source of this 431-nucleotide messenger RNA. RefSeq lists its product as uncharacterized. The coding region runs from base 94 to 357 and encodes 87 amino acids. NCBI's taxonomy places the organism in Eukaryota, Fungi, Ascomycota, Sordariomycetes, Sordariales, Sordariaceae. The record is from RefSeq and is a predicted model, not a curated record. The transcript has a single exon.
AUGCGAGUGGGGACAACAUGAAGCGAUCUUCGAUGACAUUUCGGUUCGCCUACGCCGUCUUAGCUUAGGUGGUCUUCGUUACUUAGAUGGCGAAUGAAGAGUAUACGUAGGUACAUACAUACAGCAGUUCGAAUCAUGUUCGGCCAUGUUUGGCUAUGUCUUUUAGUGGCUCACCCAUUGUUACCUCAAAAAUCGAUCCCCGGUGUUUGUCAAGAUUCGGGACAUUCGGCUUUCAUAUCUGCUUUCCGUAUCAUCCGUCUCAGUCUCCUCCGUAUCGUGAUGGUAUGUCCAGAUAUGGUCAACCUGCAGCAGUCUGUGGCAAUUGCUAGGCUCCCUUCAAGGACGCCUCGACGUUAGGGAUGACGGACGCCAAGGAGCCUGUUGUCUUUCAUGGUGGUGGUGAUCGAAAUGGUGGGUUGCAUUAUUGUCUC